Neogale vison (American mink) is the source of this 1708-nucleotide messenger RNA. RefSeq names its product major facilitator superfamily domain containing 9 (gene SLC67A2). Gene Ontology annotation, molecular function: transmembrane transporter activity. Bases 4 to 1437 code for a protein of 477 amino acids. Lineage: Eukaryota; Metazoa; Chordata; Mammalia; Carnivora; Mustelidae. The record is from RefSeq and is a predicted model, not a curated record. The transcript is spliced from 6 exons. Gene Ontology annotation, biological process: transmembrane transport.
CGCAUGGAGUCGGGGGUGCGCCGCGGCCCGGCCACUGCGCGGGGACCGGCCUCGGCGACCCCGAUGCCAAGGCACGAAUUGGGGGCCGGGGCUGAGGCGCGGGCUCGCGGCCCCGGUGCCGUCGGAGCCCGCCGCUUCCUUCUCUGUCUUUACCUGGUGGGCUUCUUGGAUUUGUUUGGUGUCAGCAUGGUCGUCCCUUUACUGAGCCUUCAUGUCAAGUCUCUUGGAGCAAGUCCAACAGUUGCUGGAAUAGUAGGCUCCUCCUAUGGCAUUCUGCAGCUCUUUUCCAGCACACUGGUGGGCUGCUGGAGUGAUGUGGUUGGAAGACGGUCUUCCUUGCUGGUGUGCAUUCUGUUCAGCGCCCUGGGUUAUCUGAUUCUUGGAGCAUCUACCAAUGUGUUCCUGUUUGCCCUGGCUAGAGUCCCUGUGGGUAUUUUUAAACAUACCCUCUCCAUCUCAAGGGCUCUGCUUUCUGAUCUGGUUGCAGAGAAAGAACGGCCGCUAGUAAUUGGACAAUUCAAUGCGGCAUCUAGUGUGGGCUUCAUCUUAGGCCCCAUGGUUGGUGGAUAUCUUACAGAACUAGAAGAUGGAUUUUAUCUGACAGCCUUCAUCUGUUUCUCGGUCUUCAUCCUCAAUGCUGGUCUGGUUUGGCUGUUUCCCUGGUGCGAAGCGAAGCUCUCCAGUGCAGAGAAAAUCCAGGCAGCGAGGAGGAACUCUGCACCCUGGGGGAGGGGAGAUGGUCACGGGCAGGAAACCGCCACCCCUCCCCGGAGCACAGUCGGCCCCAGACCUGCCAGGCCGCCCUGGCUGGAGUUCACGUCCACACUGCGGGACAUGAAGAACCUGAUAUUUUCCGAGAUGUGGGACCUCUUCGCCGUGCGCUUGCUGAUGGCGGUGGCGGUCAUGCUCUACUACAGUAACUUCGUGCUGGCGCUGGAGGAGCGCUUCGGGGUGCGGCCACGGGCGGCCGGCUACCUCAUCAGCUAUGGCAGCGCGCUGGGCGCCCUGGCCGGCCUGGCGCUGGGGCCCCUGCUGCGGCUGUACCGGCACGACGGCCACGCCCUCCUGCUGCACUCGAGCGCGCUCACCUGCCUGCUGCUGCUGCUGCACGCCUGCGCCCGCUCCGUGCCCGUGGCCGUGCUCUGCUCCUCGCUGCUGGCCGUGUCCACCGCCGUGGGCAGGACCUGCAUCACCGACCUGCAGCUGGCCGCGGGCGGGGCGCAGGCCAGCGGCACGGUCAUCGGCGUGGGGCAGUCCGUGACGGCCGUGGGCCGGAUCAUCGCCCCGCUCCUCUCCGGGCUAGCGCAGGAGGUGAGCCCGUGUGGGCCCCCCAGCCUGGGGGCUGUCCUGGCCCUCGUGGCGAUUUUCCUAAUGUCACUCAACAGAGCCCGCUAUGGUGGUGCCGGUGGUGGGAGUGACAAAUUAAAACGUGAGUAGAGUGGAACUGGAUAGAAGAAACCAACUCUGAGGCCAUGAGGAAGGGACAGCGGCCAAGAAGGGUGGUUCCCCAGCAGGUGCUCUUCGUUGGGAGACUCCCAGGUCCAGCCUGCGGGGUGAUCAGAAGUCAGAGCCUUGUCAAAGGGGAAAGUAUUAAAUCUUAUGUAGAAGUCUCCUCUUCAAACCCUGCCAGUGGGGUUCAGAUUUUCCAGGGGGAAACACUACCAGCUUCAGGACGGGAAGGUGGUGGUGAGAUAACAGAAGGUGAUAG